UCAGUGCUGACAGUCCGCUGCUGGGCAGAGCCGGGAGCACAGCAGCGCUCUCUCUCCCUGCUGUCUGUACAGUGUCACCGGAGGCGGCGCAGCAUCCCUCCCCUCUCGCCGCUGUGCACACUAAGCAGCGCUGACAUGGGUUAGGCUUCCAGUCCGGGACUGACGGAGUGCACAGGGCAGCCCCAUCCCCGGCCGGAGAGCAGGCAUGGAGAGCGGGCUCUGAUCCCCCUCAGGAGAGCCGCAGACAAAGGACGCGGGGGGCAGAGCAGGAGACAUGAUCGCUGAGGUGCUGAGCAGCGCCCUGGGGCUCGUCCUGUAUCUCAACACCCUGGGCGCGGAUUUCUGCUACGAUGACAGCCGGGCUAUCAAGACAAAUCAGGACCUGCUUCCAGAAACUCCAUGGAUCCAAAUAUUCUUCAAUGAUUUUUGGGGGACUUUACUUACCCACAGUGGCAGCCAUAAAUCUUACCGUCCUCUAUGCACUCUUUCUUAUCGCCUUAACUACAUUUUUGGGGGUCUAGAACCCUGGAGCUAUCACCUUGUGAAUAUCCUGUUGCAUUCAGCCGUCACAGGCCUUUUCACGAAUUUUUGUAAAGCCCUGUUUGGUAGUGGAUGCUGGACACUCUUAGCUGGCCUUCUGUUUGCUUCUCAUCCGAUCCAUACGGAAGCUGUUGCCGGAAUAGUAGGACGAGCAGAUGUGGGAGCUGGACUCUUCUUUCUACUUUCAUUACUAUGCUACAUAAAGCAUUGUUCGACCAGGAGCUAUUCUGUUAGUAGCUGGUGCUGGAUCCUUUUUAGUGGAUUGUGUGCCGCUUGCAGCAUGCUAUGGAAAGAACAAGGAGUCACUGUUUUGGCAGUAUCUGCGUUUUAUGAUGUUUUUGUUUUUCACAAAUUAAAGAUAAGUGAGGUAAUUUCUGCUGUCUUAAAGGGCAAGAAUUUGCCUCUUAUUCUCAGCAUUGGACUUUUGGUUUCCUGGGGAGUCUUGUUGUUGGGUGCUCGUUUCUACUGGAUGGGAAAUACACCACCAAGUUUUUCCAACUCUGACAACCCAGCUGCGGACUGUGAAAUCCUACUUACACGUACCCUGACCUUCUUCUACUUGCCAACUAAGAACUUCUGGCUACUUUUUUGCCCUGAUACACUCAGCUUUGAUUGGUCGAUGGAUGCUGUGCCUCUGAUUAAAUCAGUCAUUGACUGGCGGAAUAUACACACUGUGGCCUUUUACGUCAUACUCUUCCUCCUUGCCUACACAAGUCUCAAGAGCUCCAGUACAAAAAGAGAAUGCAAUGGGAAAGUGUUCAUGAAUGGCAAGCAGAAUACUAAUGGCCAUAGCUGUCAAUCAGAUUUAGAAUACAAGAACUCGGAGCCGAGGACUACCAUUGUCUCAAAACUUGAAAAUGGUGUAAAAAACCAUAUUAACCAUGGAUUGCAACUUCCUUCUACAGAAAACCUUGUUGUUUUAGCUCUAUCUCUAUUGAUAGUUCCCUUUGUGCCCGCCAGUAAUCUAUUUUUCUAUGUUGGCUUUGUUAUUGCAGAGCGUGUACUCUAUAUUCCCAGUAUGGGGUUCUGUUUACUAGUAACUGUAGGGGCCCGAGCUCUUUAUAUUAAGGCCCAAAAAAACUUUCUUAAAAGCCUAGUUUUUUAUGCUGCUGCUGCGUUAGUUCUUUUUUAUGGACUGAAAACUGUUGUAAGAAACGAGGAUUGGAAAAAUGAAGAGAUGCUGUACAGAUCAGGAAUACAAGUCAAUCCAGCUAAAGCAUGGGGUAACCUUGGGAAUGUACUGAAGAGCCAGGGCAAAAUUUCUGAAGCAGAAAAAGCCUACAGAAAUGCUUUGUACUACCGAAGCAAUAUGGCUGAUAUGCUGUAUAACCUAGGCUUAUUGCUCCAGGAAAACAGCAAGUUCGCUGAGGCUCUUCACUACUACAAGUUAGCAAUUGGUAGCAGGCCUACACUGGCAUCGGCAUACUUGAAUACAGGUAUAAUUCUUAUGAAUCAGGGAAGGACUGAAGAAGCCAAAAGGACUUUUUUGAAAUGCUCAGAAAUCCCAGAUGAAAACCUAAAAGAUCCAAAUGCUCAUAAGAGUUCAGUGACCAGUUGCCUUUAUAAUCUGGGAAAGUUGUACCACGAAUUAGGGCAGUAUGAGGAUGCACUCUCUGUGUAUAAAGAAGCAAUACUGAAAAUGCCAAGGCAAUUUGCACCACAAAGCUUAUAUAACAUGAUGGGUAAGAAAAUUAAACAAAACCUAACAUAUUUAACAUAUAUUAAUGAAGGCUCUGGUCGUAAAAGUGAAGCUGAACAAUACUUUUUAAAAGCAAUUCAGCUGGAUCCCACCAAAGGAAAUUGUUAUAUGCAUUACGGCCAGUUUCUUCUGGAAGAAGGCCGUAUUAUGGAAGCAGCAAAAAUGGCUAAGAAAGCUGCAGAACUGGACAGCUCUGAAUUUGAUGUUGUCUUUAAUGCAGCUCACAUGCUCAGGCAAGCCAGUCUAAAUGAAGCAGCAGAAACUUACUACAAAAUGGCAGCCGGACUGCGACCUAAUUAUCCUGCUGCCUUGAUGAAUCUGGGUGCCAUUCUUCAUCUCAAUGGUAAAUUAGAAGAAGCAGAAGCCAACUACCUCCGAGCUCUUCAGUUCAAGCCGGAUGAUGGUAUCACUCAAUCUAACCUUCGCAAGUUGUGGAAUAUCAUGGAGAAACAAGGUCUUAAGACAUCGAAAACGUGACAAAGAGAACUAGAGACUUUUGAUCAGAUGUUAGUUUCUAAUAUUGGACAUGAAGGGAUCAGAGGGGCUAUCAGCUAGGCAUCCUGCAAGUCUCAGAAAAGCCCACGUGAUGUUAGGAAAGUGUUUUGCCUUUUGGCAAAGUAGCUGUUAAUGUAUAAAAAAAAAAAGGAAAUGAUGAUGACAGGGAUUGGAAAAUUUCCAAAAGGGAUUAGGAAAUGCUUGCAUUAGCCCGAAUAAUGAAAGGCACUUAAAGUGAGGUCUGUCUUCCUCACAAUGCAACUGGUUGUGCAUAAUUCUUGGGUAGGCUGAAAUUGAUAGUACGUAGUUUCUAAAAUUGUAAUACAAAGUAUAACAAUAUACUGUAGGUAACUUCAAUACUAAAAAACUGUUUACAUUGAUUCUAUUACAGAGCUAAUUCACUAAGUUUAUUAAAUAUUUUGUCUAAUUAUUUUCUGCCAAACCAAACAGUUUUCGGUAGGGUUGAUCUUUCUCGCCCGUUCUGUUGAAAUUAUCUGCUUAUUUCUGUUUGUUUGGGUGUGUGACUGAGCUCAAGCCAUGAUAAAUGACUUCUAACAAAAGCAAUGCAUCACAAUCCAUUAUCAGUCUAUCUAAUAUUCUGUCUCCAUCAUAGUUACACUUAGUACUGGGCAGUUUGUUUUAACAAGGAAAAAUCAAAGAGUGACACAAACCAUGUCCUGCCUCUGCUGGAAGUUUAAUAUGUGGUAGUGAGUGAAGGUGAUGAAGGAACUGAUUUUUUAUUUUAUUUUUUACUUUCCGUGUCUGUUUUAAAAUCCAUACAAUUUUCUUUUAUGUUGAGGCUAAUAAAAUAUUUAUUUUGUAAGAAUGAAAA
Bufo bufo (common toad) is the source of this 3566-nucleotide messenger RNA. It is a transcript of the gene TMTC2, whose product is annotated as transmembrane O-mannosyltransferase targeting cadherins 2. Gene Ontology annotation, molecular function: protein binding; mannosyltransferase activity. The transcript is spliced from 11 exons. Gene Ontology annotation, biological process: protein O-linked glycosylation via mannose. NCBI's taxonomy places the organism in Eukaryota, Metazoa, Chordata, Amphibia, Anura, Bufonidae. Gene Ontology annotation, cellular component: endoplasmic reticulum membrane. The coding region runs from base 275 to 2716 and encodes 813 amino acids. The record is from RefSeq and is a predicted model, not a curated record.